AUGAAGGUGCCGUGCUGCUCGGUGUGCCACAGCCGCUACGACGAGGAGGAGCGGGUGCCGCUGCUGCUGCACUGCGGCCAUGGAUUCUGCAAGGCGUGCCUGUCCCGGAUGUUUGCCGCCUCCGCCGACACCUCCCUCUCCUGCCCUCGCUGCCGCCACCCCACCGUCGUCGGCAACAGCGUCCACGCCCUCCGCAAGAACUUCCCCAUCCUCUCCCUCCUCACCUCCUCCCCUUCCUCCCCUUCCUUCGACUGCGACUUCACCGACGACGACGACGACGGUGAGAACGGCGACGGCGACGAUGACGAGGAGGAGGAGGACUACUUCGAUAGUGCUACCACCGCCUCCAGCUGCGCUAUCGACCUCGUGACCCACCAGGACCUCAAGCUUCUCAAGCGGCUCCGGGAGGGCCCCAGGGCUGGGCAGGAGACGUGGUCCGCCGUGUUAUGCAGGAGCUCCUCCUCCUCCUACUCAGCCUCUUCCGCCAAUGGCACCGUCACCAGGAGGUGCCGACACCAGGUGGUGGUGAAGAAGGUCGGGGUCACCGAUGAUAUGGAUGUGGUGUGGGUGCAGAGCUGGCUUGAGAGCCUGCGACGGGCCUCGAUGUGGUGCCGGAAUGUAUGCACCUUCCAUGGGGCAAUCAGGACGGAUGGGUGUCUGUGCCUUGUUAUGGACGGGUAUAAAGGCUCCAUAAAGUCCGCGAUGGAGCAGAACAAUGGCCGCCUCACACUGGAGCAGAUCCUCAGGUAUGGAGCAGAUAUUGCUCGUGGAGUGGCAGAACUCCAUGCAGCAGGUAUUGUUUGUAUGAGUCUAAAGCCGUCCAAUCUUCUUUUGGAUGAAAAAGGCCGUGCAGUGGUUUCUGAUUAUGGGCUUCCAGCAAUUCUUAAGAAAUCUUCAUGCCGAAAUGCUCAAUCUUCUCCUGAGGAAUUUUCUUCAAGUGUGCAUUCGUGCAUGGAUUGUACAAUGUUGUGCCCUCACUACACUGCUCCGGAGGCAUGGGAGCCAUUAAAAAAAUCUUUAAAUCUAUUUCGGGAUGAUGCAAUUGGAAUAUCUCCUGAGUCAGAUGCAUGGAGUUUUGGAUGUACCCUUGUUGAAAUGUGCACUGGUUCUGUUCCAUGGGCUGGAUUAAGUGCAGGGGAGAUUUACCAAGCUGUUGUCAGGGCUCGUAGGCAGCCUCCUCAGUAUGCAAGUGUAGUAGGUGUUGGUAUUCCUAGGGAACUAUGGAAGAUGAUUGGGGACUGCUUACAGUUCAAAGCUUCAAAGAGGCCAGCUUUCCAGGCAAUGCUAGCAAUAUUUCUUCGGCAUCUGCAAGAAAUACCUCGGAGCCCUCCUGCAAGUCCGGAUAAUGACCUAAAGGUUUCGUCAACAAAUGCAGCAGAGCCAUCCCCAACAUCUGUUCUUGAGGUUUUUCAGGAUAAUCCAAAUGUUUUACAUCGACUUGUAUCUGAAGGGGAUAUUACCGGUGCUAGGGAUCUGCUUGCAAAGGCUGCAUCAGAGACAAACAGCAGCUUAAUUUGUUCUCUUUUAGAAGCGCAGAAUGCUGAUGGCCACACUGCUUUACAUUUAGCCUGCAGGCGAGGCUCUGUGGACCUUGUAGAAACUAUAUUGGCAUACAAAGAGGCUGAUGUGGAUAUCUUAGAUAAAGAUGGGGACCCCCCAAUUGUGUUUGCUCUAUCUGCUGGUUCUCCAGAAUGUGUUCGUGCUCUCAUCAAUAGAUCUGCUAAUGUUAGUUCUAGGCUGAGAGAGGGCUUGGGUCCAUUUGUAACUCAUGUUUGCGCUUUUCACGGCCAGCCUGAAUGCAUGCGAGAAUUACUAUUAGCAGGUGCUGAUCCCAAUGCAGUGGAUGGUGAAGGUGAAUCUGUUUUGCAUAAAACCAUUGCCAAAAGAUACACUGAAUGCGCUAUUGUCAUUUUGGAAAAUGGAGGCUGCAGAUCAAUGGGUUUUCUCAAUGUACAGAGAAAAACACCUCUGCAUUUGUGCGUCGAGACAUGGAAUGUGGCUGUGGUGAAGAGAUGGGUGGAGCUUGCAUCACAAGAAGUGAUAGAUGAAGCUAUUGACGUACCAGGUCCAAAUGGAACGGCAUUAUGCAUGGCUGCAGCUCUUAAAAAAGAUCAUGAAAAUGAGGGCCGAGAAUUGGUAAGAAUAUUGCUUGCUGCUGGUGCAGAUCCAACAGCUCAAGAUGAAAUUAAUUUCCAAACAGCUCUGCAUACAGCAGCAAUGAUUAAUGAUGCAGAGUUAGUAAAGAUCAUUUUGGAAGCCGGAGCUGAUGUCAAUGUAAGAAAUGCACAAAAUACAAUACCUCUGCAUGUUGCAUUGAACAGAGGUUCAAACAGAUGUGUUGGUAUGCUGUUAUCUGCUGGAGCAGACUGUAAUUUGCAGGAUGAUGAUGGUGAUAAUGCUUUUCAUAUAGCAGCUGAUGCAGCAAAGAUGAUACGUGAAAAUUUUAAUUGGAUUGUUGUUAUGUUGCAACAUCCAUCACCUGCUGUUGAAGUGAGAAACCACAGGGGCUGGACAUUGUGUGAUUUUCUUGAGGCCCUUCCUCGAGAAUGGAUUUCAGAAGAGCUGAUGGAAGCACUUGCAGAUAAGGGAGUAUAUCUGUCUCCAACCAUAUAUGUAGUUGGAGACUGGGUGAAAGUCAAAAGAAGUGUUAAAAAUCCAGCAUAUGGUUGGCAAGGUGCAAGCCACAAGAGUGUAGGCUUUGUCCAGGAUCUUAUGGAUAAUGACAAUCUUCUUGUGUCAUUUUGCUCUGGAGAGGCUCGUGUUUUGGCAAAUGAAGUCAUAAAAGUGAUUCCUUUGAACAGGGGACAACAUGUACAGCUAAAAGCUGAUAUUAAAGAACCAAGGUAUGGAUGGCGUGGUCCAUCACGAGAUAGCAUUGGAACGGUUCUCUGUGUUGAUGAUGAUGGGAUACUAAGGGUUGGCUUUCCUGGAGCAUCUAGAGGAUGGAGGGCUGAUCCUGCUGAGAUUGAAAGAGUUGAAGAAUUCAUGGUUGGUGACUGGGUCCGAGUUCGCCCUGCACUGACAGCUGCUAUACAUGGUAUGGAAGCUGUAACUCCUGGAAGCAUUGGGAUAGUAUAUUCCAUCAGACCAGAUAGUAGCCUUCUGCUGGGUCUUUGCUACUUGUCCAAUCCAUGGCAUUGUGAACCUGAAGAAGUUGAACCUGUUGAACCAUUCAGGAUUGGUGAUCAAGUAUGUGUAAAGAGAUCUGUUGCAGAGCCUAGAUAUGCUUGGGGUGGUGAGACACAUCACAGUGUGGGAAAAAUAAUAGACAUAGAGAAUGAUGGUCUUCUCAUAGUCGACAUUCCAAAUCGAUCAACUACAUGGCAAGCUGAUCCUUCUGAUAUGGAAAAGGUUGAGAAUUUUAAGGUGGGUGACUGGGUUAGAGUAAAAGCUUCGGUACCAUCUCCAAAAUAUGGAUGGGAAGAUGUCACACGAAAUAGUAUUGGAAUAAUUCAUAGUCUAGAAGAUGGCGGUGAUAUGGGUGUUGCCUUCUGCUUUAGGAGCAAGCCUUUCUGUUGCUCGGUAGCAGACACGGAGAAGGUGCAGCCAUUUGAAGUAGGCCAAAGAAUUCAUGUGAUGCCAUCUAUAUCUCAGCCGCGACUUGGAUGGUCAAAUGAAACUGCUGCAACUAUUGGGACAAUAUCAAGAAUAGACAUGGAUGGAACCUUGAAUGUUAGGGUGGCUGGCAGAAGCAGCUUGUGGAAAGUUGCUCCAGGUGAUGCUGAGAAACUUUCAGGCUUUGAGGUUGGAGACUGGGUGCGUCUGAAGCCAAGCCUCGGGGCUAGACCCACUUAUGACUGGAACAACAUUGGGAAGGAAAGUAUAGCUGUGGUGCAUAGUAUUCAAGACUCUGGCUACCUGGAAUUGGCUGGCUGUUUUAGGAAAGGAAAAUGGAUAACUCAUUAUAUGGAUGUUGAGAAGGUCCCAUGUUUGAAAGUUGGUCAGCAUGUCCGGUUUCGCGCAGGUCUAGUUGAGCCCAGAUGGGGCUGGAGAGAUGCUCGACCCGAUUCUAGAGGCAUCAUAACUGGUGUGCAUGCAGAUGGAGAAGUGAGAGUGGCCUUUUUUGGUUUACCAGGGUUAUGGAGAGGAGACCCUGCCGACCUUGAGAAGGAGGAAAUGUUUGAGGUCGGGGAAUGGGUGAUGCUCAGAGAUGAUGCAGACUUCUGGAAGUCCUUGAAACCUGGAAGCAUUGGGGUUGUUCAUGGAAUAGGGUACGAAGGUGACUUGUGGGAUGGAACUGUGCAUGUUGCAUUUUGUGGUGAGCAGGAAAGGUGGGUGGGACUGACCAACCAGCUUGAAAGGGUAGAUAGGCUUGUUGCAGGACAACGGGUUAGGAUAAAGAAAUGUGUGAAGCAGCCCAGAUUUGGAUGGUCGAAUCAUAGUCAUGCAAGCAUAGGAACAAUAUCAUCCGUAGAUGCAGAUGGAAAGCUAAGAAUAUACACACCAGCAGGAUCCAAGGCAUGGAUGAUUGACCCAGCAGAUGUGGACAGAGUGGUGGAAGAAGAUGAAGUGUGUGUUGGAGACUGGGUAAAGGUGAGAGAAACUGUUACCACGCCAACAUACCAGUGGGGUGAUGUAAGCCAUGCCAGCAUAGGGGUAGUGCACAGAGCAGAGGAUGGGGACCUUUGGGUUGCAUUCUGUUUCAGUGAAAGGCUAUGGGUAUGCAAAGAAUGGGAGGUCGGAAAGGUUCGACCGUUCAAGGUGGGAGACAAGGUAAGGAUAAGACCAGGUCUAGUAAUGCCUAGGUGGGGAUGGGGCAUGGAGACAUUUGCGAGUAAGGGUGAGGUGAUGGGGGUGGAUGCCAAUGGGAAGCUACGGAUCAAGUUUAAGUGGAGGGAUGGAAGGUUGUGGAUUGGGGAUCCAGCAGAUAUUGUUCUUGAUGAAAGUUCAAACACAACCAGCAACAUCGGUGACUGCCAUUCCUAGGGAAUUCAGUAGUUCUUUUACUCUUCUAUUUGUUCCUUGUUUAAUUGUCAAAAUUAAUUCGGCUGUUGUCUCGACCUUGAGCUGGUUUAGAAGGUUCCUGGCACAUCCAUCAGAUCGUGGCUGCAAAGACAUCGUUUUGGCAAUAAGAAAGCCGGUUUUAAUUCAUGAAGGUUUAGAGGUCAAGUGUGUCCGGCGGGUCUGUACUCAUAUAAUUAUCUGUAAGCUUUUAUGACCAUUUGUCUAGAUUACACUAAUGUACAGGUUGUUAGACAUGGGUGUUAAAUUGAAAUGGUCCCUUGUAUUUUAUGUGGUAGGAUACAAUUUUCUUUAGAUGCCAAAGUUUUCCAUUCAUUACGCGUAAAACAUGAUGUAUAUGGUAGCUUUAUAUUGAAGUCUUGUGAUAUAUAUUUUUGAUUAUAUUCGGAGACUUGGGAGUUGAAAA
Molecule: messenger RNA, 5368 nt
Organism: Elaeis guineensis (African oil palm)
Lineage: Eukaryota; Viridiplantae; Streptophyta; Magnoliopsida; Arecales; Arecaceae
Product: E3 ubiquitin-protein ligase KEG
Biological process (GO): defense response; abscisic acid-activated signaling pathway; protein phosphorylation
Cellular component (GO): trans-Golgi network; early endosome
Molecular function (GO): ATP binding; ubiquitin-protein transferase activity; protein kinase activity
Source: RefSeq, a predicted model, not a curated record